Molecule: messenger RNA, 850 nt
Organism: Emiliania huxleyi CCMP1516
Lineage: Eukaryota; Haptophyta; Isochrysidales; Noelaerhabdaceae
Product: 3-oxo-5-alpha-steroid 4-dehydrogenase
Exons: 6
Coding region: 93-842 (249 amino acids)
Biological process (GO): steroid biosynthetic process
Cellular component (GO): membrane
Molecular function (GO): 3-oxo-5-alpha-steroid 4-dehydrogenase activity
Source: RefSeq, a predicted model, not a curated record
CUCUCAUCGUCGUCGGCGACGCCCAGACCAGCACGACCAUCGACGCGCUCGUCCGCCACGAGGCAGAUCUGCACACCGCGUGCGCAUGGCUGAUGAUCGCGACCGGCGCCGCCGUUGUUCUCGUGGAGUUGGGCGGCGGCAUCGCUGCUGCGUACGGCCGGUACGCCGCCACGGCGCCCUUCGCCCGCUGGCUGGGGCCGAUGGUGCCAGCGUGGUUCGCCUGGAUGUUCCAGGAGAGCUGGUCCGUGCUGGUGCCCCUCGCACUCCUCCCGUUUUCCAACCCGACCUGCCUCGUCUCGCCGGGCAACCUUGCGCUCGGCGGUAUGUUCCUCACGCACUACACGUACCGAUCGUUCGUCUACCCGCUUCGCAUCCGCGGCGGCAAGCCGAUGCCGCUCGGCAUCAGCUCGCUUGCCGCGCUCUUUUGCUUUUUCAACGGGUACCUGCAAGGCCGGCUGUGGACGGCGCUCCACGUGUUCUCGCUCGACACAGCAGCGGACCGGGCCUUCCUCGCCUGCGGGGGCGCGAUCUGGCUCUUUGGCUGGUGCGUCAACCUGCACUCGGACAGCAUCCUCCGCAGCUUACGCCGGCCGGGCGAGACGGGCUACAAAAUUCCGCGCGGCGGCAUGUUUGAGUACGUCUCCGCGGCAAACUACUUCGGCGAGAUUGUGGAGUGGUCCGGCUACGCAGUCGCCUCGCGGUUCCACGUCGGUUGUCUCGCAUUCGCGCUCUUCACGGCGUGCAACACCGGGCCGCGCGCGCUGCACCACCACCUGUGGUAUCUGCAAAAGUUUGAGGACUACCCACGCGACCGGAGGGCGCUCAUCCCGUUCGUUUGGUGAGGGCGUUU